ACGCCGUUAAGUCCUCCUAUUAACGCCGUCUUUCGUUAUCUAAAAUUCUCCCUCAUCUCUUUUUUUCUCUCUCUCCUCUGCGCUUCUUUCUCUCUCCUCUUUUGCGUUUUUAGGGUGGAUGAUUUUUUAGACUUUCAGAGCGCCGGCACUCACUAAUUUCUUCGAUUUUAGUUGGCAGGUAAUGGUAAGUAGCUGAUCCAGAUAUAUAUAUCUAUCAAGUGCUGGGAGAGUUCAAAUGGGACCACUUUAAUUUUGCUGGUGACCAUCAACAGUUUGUAAGCUGAUUGUCAAACUUAUCUGUCCAUAUUGUAACAGAGUUUAGUGGCAUUACUCUAUGAUAUAGGUACUUCUUUUCUUUCUGGUUUUCUGUAUAUCAAAUGGAAAUAAGUUCAGUUACUCACAGGGUUAACCACUUGUAUAUAAUGGCAUCCACGCCGCUCUCUUGAUCUGUACAUAAUAGUUAUAAUCGCAGCCUGUUCGAGGUAAUUUUUUUGGGCUUAGGUUUAUUUGCAGGGAUCGGUCCACUAGAUAUCAAUGGAAGGAAAAUACGCAAAGGUAUUGGAUAAUGGGCGCAGAGUUGUCGUUGACUUGAAGAGGAGAAGAGCUGCUAGGUUUGCUACGUAUCUAGCUCGCAAUGCCAUUCCGCAGUUCUCUAUGUUGAAGUCAUCUGCUGUUAAGCUUGGCAAACGAAAGAAACCCGAUGUUUGCAAAGCCAAGUGCAGGAGCUGUAAACUUGCUUCUCGUAGGUCACUGCUCCGGUAUUAUGCAAAUUUUAUGAAAAGCGGGCUGCCUAAACGCUUAAUGUUUUUCCAGAAUGGUGAAUGGGUUGAUCAUGAGCUGGAAGUUGUUGGCCUGGUUAAAAAAGAUUUUGAGUAUAAAAAGGCUGCUAUUGAAGUGAAGUUUAAGACUUGCCAUCUGGUGUUUGAUUUUGUGCAUAUGGUGCAGUUCAAUUUCAAAACUUCUUUGGAGCAGCCCAUUGCAUGGAUUGAUGAAGGGGGAUACUGUUUCUUCCCUGAAGUUUUCACUGAUGUUGAUGAGCAGCAUAGGAAUCUCCAUCCUGAGAUUCAGAAAGACGGGUCACGUGAUGUUCAAGAGAUUAAGCUUCAGAUUGAAAUUGAAGUAAAUGGGGUUGCUGACUCAAAGCUAGUGGAAUAUUGUGGGGAAUCGAGUCCUUUGGUGAAGCGACUAAAAGUUGGUCAGAAUGCUGAAAUUGAGGAUAGUUGUGAUAAGGUUUCUGAUGUGAGGAGGAGUGAAGAUGUUGGAGAAAAUCAACAUCUUGAAAAAAAUGUGGAUGCUGAGGUUGAGAAAGGAAAGUCAGAUUUGGAUUCUGAUUCCGUGAAAGAAAUGUUUCUGAAAGGCAUGGAUUCUGUUGCUGGUCCAGAGGUUGUAGAAAUUCUUUCCAACUCAGGUUCCACGUGUCAGGGUCGAUUGGAGAUUUUUUUGAAACAAGUUGAGAUAACGAAAAAGUAUCGUGGGGAUCCAAAUGUUUGCUACGCAUGGCUUGCAUCUAGUAAAGAAGCGUUGUCUGGAAUUAUGACUUACGGACUUGGGCAUUUUGAAUUUCAACAAAUCAAGUCUAUUUACGGCAUUGGUGUUCAUCUCACAGCUGCAAAUUGUGCUGAUGCCAGUGCAAAUUAUUGUGAUGAUGACGAAAAUGGAGUGCGGCAUAUGGUCCUUUGUCGUGUCAUCAUGGGAAAUAUGGAGGUUGUUCAUCCCGGAUCCAAGCAAUUCCACCCUAGUAGCGAGAACUUUGACAGUGGAGUUGAUGAUCCUGAAAAUCCACGACAUUAUAUAGUCUGGAGCAUGAACAUGAAUACUCAUAUAUACCCUGAGUAUGUUGUUAGUUUCAAGGUCCCUGCUAAUCUUCAAGGUCAUAUUUUGAAGAAUGAUGGCAACCUUGACAUCACAAAAGCCAAAACUGGUUAUCCAAGCCCUAUGUACCAGUGUAAAACUGAACCUGCUGUUGACAUUGGAACUGAUCAAUUUUCAAAUAUAACAAGUGAUGGAAGCAAGGAAAGAAGUGCUAGUUCGAAUUCAACCACCUUAAGGGAACCAAAAUCCCCAUGGAUGCCAUUUCCUAUGUUAUUUGAAGCAAUUUCAAAGCAAGUGCCUCAAAAUAACAUGAAGUUGUUGCUUGCUUAUUAUGAGCUUUUUAGGAACAAGAUCAUUUCUCGAGGGGAUUUUGUUAAGGAGUUGAGACUAAUUGUUGGAGAUACUUUGUUGAGGUCUACGAUACAAGAACUCAGCUGCAAGGUACUCCCAAAUAAUAACAUGAUGGCGGUGAAUAACCAAGAAGUAGGAAGUUAAAAAGAGUAGCUUGUUUAGUGGCUCAAGUGAUAUUAAAUAUUUGGUACUUUUGGCAAGGUGGGCAAUGCGUCGACAUAAAGUUUGUGAAUAUCAAAUACUUUCUUGUUCUGGAGCGUCAAGUUUCAGGUUCUAAUAGCUUUGCGUUGGUAUUUUAGUUGAACAUUUUUCAUAAAGUUGUCUUCUUUUGUUUGAAGAUCAAACCUUGUGGGACAAUCUUUUUUUUUUCUUUGUUCGUUUUUUGUUUUUUUUUUUUCAUCUCUUGUGCACAAUUUAGUGGAGUUUUUUAUUUGGAAAGUUACAUGGCUGUGUUGACUUUUA
Molecule: messenger RNA, 2625 nt
Organism: Beta vulgaris subsp. vulgaris (sugar beet)
Lineage: Eukaryota; Viridiplantae; Streptophyta; Magnoliopsida; Caryophyllales; Amaranthaceae
Product: inactive poly [ADP-ribose] polymerase RCD1
Exons: 9
Coding region: 535-2307 (590 amino acids)
Molecular function (GO): NAD+ poly-ADP-ribosyltransferase activity
Source: RefSeq, a predicted model, not a curated record